Messenger RNA from Rangifer tarandus platyrhynchus (Svalbard reindeer), 342 nucleotides. NCBI's taxonomy places the organism in Eukaryota, Metazoa, Chordata, Mammalia, Artiodactyla, Cervidae. The record is from the annotation of a GenBank genome assembly.
AUGCCCCAAUGUCUUGGCCCGGCAUGUGGGGACCCAAGUCAUCCCCCUCUGUCCCGCCUGCCCCUCACCUGCCUUCACCCACAUUCUUCAACUCUGUGGGAUUCUCAAAGGUCCCCGCGGUGUGACUCUUCUUCAGACAUUCGCAGCUGCAUCGUCUCCUCCCCUGCCCACCUCUCCCGACCCCCGCGGGCACCAUCACCCCUUGAUUACUUUCAUUCCUCCUGUAAGAUGCAGCCCAGGCGUCUGCUGACUGAGAAGCAUGUCCUGACCCAGCACGGCGCCUGUCACAUUCGGACAACGGUUCAUAUGUCUGCACUGAAGACUAGGCUGUGUCUUCCCUGA